Molecule: messenger RNA, 627 nt
Organism: Dipodomys ordii (Ord's kangaroo rat)
Lineage: Eukaryota; Metazoa; Chordata; Mammalia; Rodentia; Heteromyidae
Gene: Efcab9
Product: EF-hand calcium binding domain 9
Exons: 5
Coding region: 1-627 (208 amino acids)
Biological process (GO): flagellated sperm motility; sperm capacitation
Cellular component (GO): cytoplasm; sperm principal piece
Molecular function (GO): calcium ion sensor activity
Source: RefSeq, a predicted model, not a curated record
AUGGGGAUCAAAUUGAAGCAAGGGUCAUUUCUGUGGUACCUCUAUCUGGACAAAAUCUAUUGCUUAUUGUCUUUAAGAAAUGUGAAGGCCUUGGUGGAGUAUUUUCACAUUCUUGAUGCACACCACAGGGACACCUUAAAUGAUGUGCUGUUCUAUCACUUCCUCCAUCACGUAACCAACCUGAAAUCGAGACAGAUCAAGAUUGUGUUCGACAUGAUGGACUGGAUGUGUGUGGGGGAGAUUGGCUUUGACCAGUUCUACGUGUUGAUUUGUAUACUGCUGUCACACCAGAACCACUUGGAAGAACAGUUCAUGUAUCGUCAUUCCCGGCCUGUUUUUGACCUGCUGGACUUGGAUGGGGAACUGAAUAUUGAUGCAACUAACUUCCACAUGUACAGAUUUCUAUUCAGUCUCAAGAAACAGGAACUCAGAGAUCUCUUCCACGACUUUGACAUCACAGGUGACCGUCGUCUUAAUUACAAGGAAUUUAAGUUGUAUACUAUUUUCUCCACUGACAAGUCCCGGGAGACACAGAAAGUAGUGGAAGAGGAAGAAGAGAAAGAAUCUGAGAAGCUCCUGGAACACAAGUCCUGGCGCCUCAGUGUCCGCGUGGAGCAUGGGUCCUGA